AGACCAUUUCGAAACCUUUCCUCGUGAUUAACCGUUGCACUAAUCUUAUUUUUUAACUCUUAGUGAACAAGCAAAAAUUUUCGCGCAUCUGCUGCGACGCUCAAACAUUGUUAGCAUGCAACCAUAACGAUAAUUAGAAUUUCUUAUUUUUCUUAACGCUUAACAGCAGGAAAAUAGGCCUAUGUUAAAUAUAAAAUAAAUAAAUAAAGCAUUGGGUGACACCGAAGAUUUUUUUAGAUUAACUGUUUUUAAAAAGAAACUUUUAGAACAAUCACUGUCGCUACUAUUUUCGAACGAAUGAUUAACUGAUAUUUUUUCUUAACAGAUAGAAGAGAAAAUGAAGGUUUACAUUGUUCUACUUGUUCUCAGCUUCGUUGCUGUUGCUUUAGCUGAUCGUCCAGAAUGCUAUAAAGAGCAACAAAAGGCAAUAAAAUCAAAUCAUCCCAAUGCCUAUAUCCCUAAUUGCUAUCCCAAUGGUGAAUAUAAACCGCAGCAGUGCGAGAAAAAGGACGGAACAUUGUUCUGUUUCUGUGUGAACAAAGCAGGAGAACGUCAAACUCCAUCCAAACAGGGACACCGACGUGACUGCCAUUAGAUGUCUUGCUUAAGAAGAAAGAAAUCAUCCAAAUAAACAUUGAUUUUCUAAAA
Parasteatoda tepidariorum (common house spider) is the source of this 648-nucleotide messenger RNA. The record is from RefSeq and is a predicted model, not a curated record. Lineage: Eukaryota; Metazoa; Arthropoda; Arachnida; Araneae; Theridiidae.